CUUUUCAUCCCUUUUACUCUCUCCUCCAUCUGCUGUGUUACUAGUCCUUUAUUAUUAUAUUAUUAUUAUUAUUAUUAUUAUUACUACUACUAUCUUGGUAUUCUUGAUUCCCUGUUUCUGUUUCUGUUUAGACUUAGUUUUUAGUUGUUCUGCGUGUGUACUUUUGGUCGCGUUGACUUUCGCCUCCCUGUUUGAUUAUCUACUACUACUACCACUACUACGAUAUCCUAUCCCAACUCCUAUUAUUUUUUGUUCUUUACCCUUCCACUUUUUAUCUUUUCUAUUCAGAUCAUGCCUUACAAUACUCGUCGCAAGUCGCUCUCCCUUCCGUUGCUAGGCAUUCAUCUUCCAAACACUUCCCGCCGAUCUCCUCCCUCCUCAAAACCCUCGCACGCGACCGACGAACCACUGCCUCCCUCCAAAAAGGUCAAGAGAUCCCAUGAGUCCGAAUCGCCUGAACCGACCCUUCCGGGCUCAAAUACGAAGGAACUGACCCCACCACCCUCCCCCACGGAAGGUACCAAGAUCGACGUCGAGGGAAUCAAUGAUGAUAUCGUUGUUGGGGUGAUUGAACAACUAGAGAAGACCGCCAAUCGUCCGCACUUGGUAAAGGAGUUGGCCGCCGUUCUUCUGUCUUUCAAUGAGAGUGUCGCAAAUUCCGCAAAUCCCGCUGCUCUGCUGUCUUCUCGUCUGAGUGCGUACAUGAAACGCCCGUGGACGGCGCUAGCGCCCUGCCCUAUAGCCAAGGAACUGAUCCUGAUCCAUCCUCGCAAGGUUUACUACUACUUGACAACCCUUCCUCGACAACCGAUUCCUGAGAAUUCCGAUGAUGUGAUCAUCCCGGGCAUCGACGGCAAAUCUAUCACUCCGAGCAUUUCUAUUGCAGAUGAUGACGAGGAGCAGGAGGAGGAGGAGGAUGUGAUGCGGCGACAGCGAUCCCUGAGUCCGGAAGUCGACCUGUCGUCCCCUGAUUUUGAGGGCGAGGAGGACCUUGGUCUGGGUGCGUGUGCUGGUUCGGGGAGUGCCAGGCAUAGCCCCGACUUCCCCGACCAUCGUCACCAUGGGCGCUUGAUUCACUCGAACCGUGCGGCUUCUCCACCACUGGAGGGUGAUGAGAAGGAGUUCACCCAGACGGCUAGUGCUGUGCGCGAGCGGGCCUCGGAGCAAAAAGCGAGCCAACUGGCCCAAGCAAAGGGCGGAUUUUCUGCCCUGACGGAAGCGCUGCAAGAGCUCGAUGACAUGAGCAUGAGUAUGAGCAUUUCCGGAACCCCUGUGGACGACGGUGCUCUCGCGUCUCUCGGCGAGGACCCAAUGCCCGAUGCACAGGUUGACUAUUUCUCGAUGGGAGGCCGCCAAGAACAGUCUCCUCUCCAGGAACAACUUCAGCAGCAGGCUCUGAAUGAUGCCACCGUUGCCACUCUGUUCGGCACUUCCCCUUCCCCUUCUCUCACAUCCGUCGCCUCAUCCGUCUCGUCUGGUAUGAGUGCGGCUUCGGAUGAUGACUUGGAUGCCGAGCCCCGGCCCGACUCGCUCUCUGCGCCACACAUCACUCUCCCGGAGGUCCCGACAUUUGCGCCCGUGUCGACCCUGAAGCGCUCGCUCGACAUGUUGAACAGCGAGCUUCCAGAUUUGGAUCUGAAAAUGUCUGAUCUGACCGAGACCGAAGAGCAAGUGUCUCUGGGGACUAGACUUGUGUCAACCCCCCUCGUUGAUAUGACUCUCGAUUCCUGGCGCGAGCUCCAGAGUCCCGAAAGCGUGGAUGUGGAUGAGCUCGACGAGAUGUUUGGAGAGAUUUAAAUCUUAUCGGUCCCUCUCUUCUCUAUCCUUUUUAUACGACUCGACUUCUUAGGGUUCGCUUUAUUGACGGGAACUCUGGAUCAUCUCUCUACUCACGGCCACGUUUUGAAACCUUUUUUUUUUCUUUUUCCCCCCCUCUCUUUGGUCUAUUGAAUAUACCGUCCCAUUUACGUGCGAGUUUUAUUUUAAUCGUGUACUGUUAUAUGUUUUUUUUAAUCCUUUCUGUGUCUUUGGUUCGUGUGUUGGCUGCUCUCUCUCUCUCUCUCUCUCUCUCUGUGUUUUGUUUUCUAUUCAUGAUGGCAGAAGCCUAUCUUUUACUUGUACAUAUACUUCCCCCCCCCCCUCUAUGCUCGUCUCUCGCUUGAUUCCCAAUACCUGUUGCGCUGGUUAUGAUACAUAUAUUUUGGAGGGAUUAUCUGCACAUUUCCGUUCGGUUGGCAUGGUGAAAAGCUGAUGAUUUUGCGGAGGAACAAUGACGCCAUUCAAAAG
This is a messenger RNA of Aspergillus ochraceoroseus IBT 24754, 2286 nucleotides long. RefSeq lists its product as uncharacterized. Lineage: Eukaryota; Fungi; Ascomycota; Eurotiomycetes; Eurotiales; Aspergillaceae. The record is from RefSeq and is a predicted model, not a curated record. The transcript is spliced from 2 exons. The coding region runs from base 292 to 1797 and encodes 501 amino acids.